Messenger RNA from Phaeoacremonium minimum UCRPA7, 417 nucleotides. RefSeq names its product putative small secreted protein. Bases 1 to 417 code for a protein of 138 amino acids. NCBI's taxonomy places the organism in Eukaryota, Fungi, Ascomycota, Sordariomycetes, Togniniales, Togniniaceae. The record is from RefSeq and is a predicted model, not a curated record. The transcript has a single exon.
AUGAAGUUCAGCAUCGCUCUUCUCGCUGCCGCCAUCACUGGCUCUGCUUUUGCCGCUCCCACCAAGAGAGCUGACCCCAAUUGGACUAUCGAGUCCAUGAAGAGAACCUGCAACUCCGCAAAUACUCAGUGUGUUUGGGACUUCGGCAUCAACACUCACCUCGCUCCAACGACGCAUUGCACGUUUACCGUCAAAGGCACAAAAGCGUCACAAUUGCCCGGCACGGGUGCCGCUUGCGGUGCCUAUACGGUCACAUCCGGAUGGAGCGGCCAAUUCGGCGCUGGCAAUGGUUUCACAACCCUAGCAGUCGUCGACAAUACCAAGCACCUCAUUACCUGGCCGGCUUACACCGAUAAGCAGCUCGUCAACGGCGUUGCUGUAAAGCCUGACCAGAGCUAUCCGCCAACAAAGCUCUAA